CCCAAAUAAACAAAACAAAAUAAACACUAUAAAAGAAACAUAUUGCACCUCUUUCAAAUUACACUUAGUCCCAUAAUCUUCUUAGCUUAAAACCUGUUUGUGAAACCAAACUCUUCAUACUUCAUCUUAAAAACCCAACCUAUGGGUAACAAAAACUCAUCAAACUCAAAAGUACAUGGGAAGACAACAAAGGUUUCUUCCAUUGAUCAUGUUCCAAAACAAAACAUGAUGCGUUUUCCAACAGAACAAGGUCAUAGAAUCAAAGGUACAACAACAGAUGAUGAAUAUAUAGGGAAACACAAGAUAGAGACACCACUUGAUAGUGAUGAAACAUUCAACAAUUUCAUUCGACGUGCUAAGUAUAAAAUCAGAACCGUCACAAUGUCCAAGUCCAAUAUUGAAUGGGAGCAGAGUAACAACACUGUACCUGCAGCACCGGAUCAUGAGGUUAACAUUGAUAACGACAGUGAUAAAGAAAAUUACCAAAGGAAGCAGUUUGAUGAUUUUAUUCAGAUUUCUAAAAAGAAAAUGAGGGCUACGUCAACCAUUCGAAAUAAUAGUUUCUUGAAGAAGCCAUGAAAAUUGUCGAAUUGCUUAAAAAGUUUGGUGGUGACUAUGUGUUCUGCUUCUCAUCGUCAUUGUUACAUGAAAAUAAGGUCCCAAUAUAGGGACAUGGUUUGAUUCUUUUUUUAUUUAAAAUAUGACAAUGAAACGUAGGAGCAUUGUUUGAGUUUUACAAUAAAACUAUAAUUCAUAUUGA
Lathyrus oleraceus (garden pea) is the source of this 760-nucleotide messenger RNA. RefSeq lists its product as uncharacterized. The coding region runs from base 142 to 579 and encodes 145 amino acids. The record is from RefSeq and is a predicted model, not a curated record. The transcript has a single exon. Lineage: Eukaryota; Viridiplantae; Streptophyta; Magnoliopsida; Fabales; Fabaceae.